This is a messenger RNA of Owenia fusiformis, 671 nucleotides long. The record is from the annotation of a GenBank genome assembly. NCBI's taxonomy places the organism in Eukaryota, Metazoa, Annelida, Polychaeta, Sabellida, Oweniidae.
AACAGCAUGAACCCAGAACUUGUCAAAUAUGCAAAAGAAACAGACAAAUACUUAGCCAGUUUGCGUAAUAAAGAAAGACUGGGAAUAUUUGAUAUUUAUCCUGAUAUGCAGAGGUCUCUAACUGAUGAACCAGAACUUGAACCAGAGUGGGAUGUCUUCAAGGAACAAUUUGGCAAAAGAUUUGUAGUGAGAUACGACAGUUUCAAACUACGUCUUCAGGCCAAUAUUGCUGAAGAUGGAAAGCCCGAGAGACUUGACAAUCCAGAGCCCUUUUUCAUCAGUCUUGCUUUGUAUGAUGCCAAAGAAGGAAUAAAAAUAUCUGAAGAUUUUCACAUCGAUCCAAACUCACAAGAUAUCAGAGAGAUGAUUCCCAGGGACUUAUUGCUGGCUAAUGACCAGCUAAACACUAUAGAUGGCCAACCUGAUACCCAACCAGACCUGUACGGAGUUAAGCAUGAAUGGCUGCAAAAACCACACCAGGCCAUAUUCUCCAUAAUGAAGCCCAACUCUGACAUUUAUCUAGUCGCCAAGAUUGAGAAAGUUUUACAAGGUGGAAUAACACAGAGCACAGAACCAUACAUUAAGUCUACAGAUGUGAAAAUGGGCACCAGGAUACAUAAGCACAUGAAGAUGUAUUCUAAUAGGAUUGGUCAUUAUAGAAUGCCCUUUGC